This is a messenger RNA of Pseudoliparis swirei, 2048 nucleotides long. Its product is annotated as male-specific lethal 3 homolog. Gene Ontology annotation, cellular component: NuA4 histone acetyltransferase complex; MSL complex; nucleus. The transcript has 14 exons. Bases 128 to 1765 code for a protein of 545 amino acids. The record is from RefSeq and is a predicted model, not a curated record. Gene Ontology annotation, biological process: chromatin organization; regulation of DNA-templated transcription. Lineage: Eukaryota; Metazoa; Chordata; Actinopteri; Perciformes; Liparidae.
AGCGCCAUCCCUCCAAAAUUGUGUUUUGAUGAGAGACCCCUCGCAGGAAAGCGCUUGGCAACGAACGGGUUAAGGAGUUUAUAGGGUCCAGAUUGAUGCCCCCUCUCACACACGUCGCCAUGAACAAAUGAAUCCGCGGGGAAUCAAGUUCUCAUUUCGCAAAGGAGAAAGAGUCCUGUGCUUUGAACCCGACCCCAGCAAGGCGAAAGUGUUGUAUGACGCUAAGGUCCUCGAUGUCUUGAUUGGUAAAGAUGAACUUGGAAGAAGGAUCCCAAAGUUCCUGAUUCACUUCGACGGUUGGAACAGGAGCUGGGAUCGUUGGGCUGCAGAGGAUCAUGUCCUAAGGGACACUGAGGAAAACCGUAAAUUGCAACAUAAACUGGCACGCAAAGCUCUAGGUCGCAUGAAGAGAAAGGGAUGGGCCAAGAGGCGGCGGCGUCAGUCUGGUACUAAAUCGUCUCUGAAGCCUCUCCCCAAGGAGGACGACAGCGAUGACGCAUGUUUGAUUUCGUCUUCGGGGAGCAGUGACGGGGACGACUCUGACCCUGAUUCUUCGAAUAGCGGGGAAAGCACCUUCUCUGAGGAUAUCAACAAAAUGAGGGUUGAGCCCGACAUUAAUGUCAAAAGGGAAUGUGAAGAGAAGAUCGUCCACGUUGACAUCAGCAUCCCCGAUGCCCUGAAGAAGAAACUGGAGGACGACUGCUUCUACAUCAACAAGAGGAAGAAGCUGGUCAUGGUUCCCUGUCAGACGAAUGUCGUGCACAUCCUCGAGUCCUACGUCAAGCACUUUGCCAUCAACAAAGCCUUCAUGGCCAACGAGCGGUACCGGCGUCAGCAGACCACCACGCAGAGCAGCAGCCCACAGCCAGUCCCUCCGGAAAAGAGUGAGGAGCUGUGUAAGGAGAUGGUCGACGGCCUGAGGAUCACGUUUGACUUCACCUUACCCGUGAUCCUCCUCUACCCCUGUGAACAAGCCCAGUUCAAGAAGGUCAGCUCCUCCAGGAUUUCCCUGGCCGUCAACGAAAGCUCCCCCUGCUCCAGCAACGCCCAGCGGGAGCGCAGCCCGAGCCCGUUGGGGCUCAACCCGCCCACCCCGCAGUCCACGGACAGCCAGCCGGCACUGAGCGACAUCUCCGUCACCGCGCCCACCGCCACAGUCCCGACCCCGAAGCGCCGGCGCCACCCUGACAUGGACUGCAUCUCAUUCCAGUCCCAGUCGCUCAGGCGUUCCACCAGGAACACGUCUGGAGGCGACCGGCCCGCUGAAGGAAGCAGUGGAGGUGGAGGCAGUGCUACGGCAUCCCCGCAGCUCAAGCGCCGCUUGGUCGACACCACAUCCCAGCCCAAGUUCCUCCUCAACCUCGACAGAAAAACCCCAGUGCACAGCGGCUCAUCUUCCCCGUUGCCCUUGACGCCAAGCAAAGAGCGAAGUGGGCCCUUCUACGGCCUCGAGAGCCGGAGAAACAAUGAGCUUAAUGAGGUCCUAAGUUGGAAGCUGACUCCCGAUAACUACCCUCUGCAUGACCAGCCUCCGCCCCCCUCCUACCUGUACGGCGCACAGCACCUCUUGCGGCUUUUUGUGAAGCUUCCUGACAUCCUAGGAAAAAUGCUGAUUCCAGAGAGGAACCUCCGAGCCCUGGUGAAGCAUGUGGAACUCUUUCUCAGGUUUCUGGCCGAGUUCCACAAGGACUUUUUCCCCGAGUCGGCGUACGUGUCGGCGUCCGAGGCCCACUACAGCAUGAAGCAGCCGAGGCCGGUUAAUUGAAAGAGACGCCGGCCGUUUUGUUUUUUCUUUUCUUCUCCCGCUUUGCUCCCCCCCCCCUUGGGGCCGUGUGCAGAGGAAUAAACGGCAGCCGUCUGUGCUGUGUUCUCCCGGUCCAACCUUUCGUCCCCUCUGGCCUUAACGCGAAGCCUUGUGGAACUAGUUUCCUCUGUCAUGACCCUAACCCCCCCACCCCCAGUCCUCAUUGUCGUCCGCCCAUAUGUCACCGGGCCUACAUGCUAAUAUUCUGACUCUUUGAGGAAAAUAAAUCUGUAAUGUUGUUGUU